AGGAGGAUAUCGAACAUCUGAAUGAGUGCCAACCCGGUUUUGGAAAUGGAUUCUGGAGAAAAACGUCUCAAUGAGCUUGGAUACAAGCAAGAACUCAGAAGGGAAAUGACUCUGUUCAAGACAAUGGCAAUAACAUUUUCAUGCAUAUCUGCAUUCAGUGGGACACCUCUGUAUGGCCAAAGCUUGCGUUAUGCAGGUCCUGCAACCUUAGUAUGGGGAUGGGUGGUUGUUAGUUUCUUCACUUGGUUUGUUGCAAUCGCCAUGGCGGAGAUUUGCUCCUCUUUCCCGACCACAGGUUCUCUUUAUUUCUGGGCUGCCCAUUUGGCUGGACCCAGGUGGGGGCCAUUUGCUUCAUGGUGUUGUGCUUGGCUUGAGACUAUUGGUGUGAUAUUUGCUAUUGGUGCUCAGACAUAUUCUGGAUCACAAGCAUUGCAGAUGAUCAUUCUUUUAGCCACAGGAACAAACAAGGGUGGAGGCUAUUUUGCAUCAAAGGGUGUGUUUUUGUGCUUGUAUAUGGCUCUAAUCCUCAUAUGGGCAGUACUAAACACAUUUAAAUUACAAGUGAUAGCAUUUCUCAACAUCAUCUCCAUAUGGUGGCAGGUGUUCCCUUCAACUGUUCUGUGUCUUGCUUCUUUUCAUAGUAAAAUAUACAUAUGCAUGAUUGUAGGGCCACGUCGUCCAAGCGUGGGGUUUUGUCUCAUAAGGCCAUCCAUUUACGGACACUGUCUCUUCUCCAAUGUAGUUGGUGGCUUGCUUGUGAUUGUUAUGCUUCCUCUGGUGGCCCAGUCAACACAGCCAGCUUCUUAUGUGUUCACUCACUUUGAAACAUCUCCUGAGUCAACUGGAGUCUCUAGCAUACCUUAUGCAGUGAUUUUAUCAGUGCUUCUGAGCAUAUACUCUCUAUUCGGCUACGACGCUGCAGCUCAUCUUACUGAGGAGACAAAAGGCGCAGACAGAACUGGUCCUAAAGCUAUUCUAUCUAGUCUUGGUAUCAUAUCAGUUUUUGGCUGGGCUUAUUACUUGUCUCUAACUUUCAGCAUCAGGGAUCUGGAGUAUUUAUACAAUGCAGACAAUGAGACUGCUGGUGCACUUGUACCAGCACAGAUUAUAUAUGAUGCAUUCUAUGGGAGGUUCCAAAAUUCAACUGGAGCUGUGGUUUUCCUGUGUAUCAUCUGGGGUUCCUACUUCUUUUGUGGGUUGUCUACUACCACCACCGCUGCCCGAGUAGUUUAUGCUCUAUCAAGGGAUAACGGUAUCCCAUUUUCACCAAUCUGGAGGAAAUUGCACCCGAGGACCAAGGUUCCAACAAAUGCCGUGUGGCUCUGCGCAGCUAUCGGUUUGCUGCUUGGACUGCCCAUCUUGAAACUUGAUGUAGUAUUCACAGCCUUCAUUUCAGUUAGUACAAUUGGCUGGGUGGGUAGUUAUGCAGUGCCAAUUUUUGCUAGGCUGGUGAUGGCUGAAGAGAACUUCAAACCAGGACCCUUUUAUUUGGGUAGAGCAAGCAGGCCAGUUUGCUUGGUGGCCUUCCUGUGGAUAUGCUAUGCCUGUUCAGCCUUCCUAUUGCCAACUUUCUACCCUCUUGGAUGGAAAACCUUCAAUUAUGCACCAGUAGCUGUCAGUGUUGUUUUGACAGUGGUAAUGCUUUGGUGGGCUUUGGAUGCAAGGAAUUGGUUCAAGGGACCUGUAAGAAACAUUGAUGUACGAAACGAAAACUAUUAGGUUCUGGGUGGGUAAUGCUAGAGGGAUCACAUUUUUAGAUCCUAUUAAUUGACCGCAUGAUGUGAUACUGGAUGUAUUAAUCAAUGAUUCGCUAGCCACAAUAAGUACAUAUCAACUAACGCAUUAUGCGAA
This is a messenger RNA of Prunus persica (peach), 1851 nucleotides long. Its product is annotated as amino-acid permease BAT1. The record is from RefSeq and is a predicted model, not a curated record. Gene Ontology annotation, biological process: amino acid transport; transmembrane transport. Gene Ontology annotation, cellular component: membrane. Lineage: Eukaryota; Viridiplantae; Streptophyta; Magnoliopsida; Rosales; Rosaceae. Gene Ontology annotation, molecular function: transmembrane transporter activity. Bases 22 to 1719 code for a protein of 565 amino acids. The transcript has 7 exons.